Messenger RNA from Armigeres subalbatus, 2202 nucleotides. RefSeq lists its product as uncharacterized. The record is from RefSeq and is a predicted model, not a curated record. Lineage: Eukaryota; Metazoa; Arthropoda; Insecta; Diptera; Culicidae. The transcript is spliced from 2 exons. The coding region runs from base 109 to 1875 and encodes 588 amino acids.
UGGAAAGUAUCUCUCUCGUUAUAAAUUUUACCCCGGUACUUCGUCAUCGCUCGAACACUAAAUUGGCGCUGUAGACAGGAUUAGUAGUGUAGUGAAGUUUGUGUAACAAUGGAGCAAGUGUUACAGAAAAGUGAAAUGCUGAAAGUUCGGUUUGCUGACAUCAAGGUCCGAGUUAGUCACAUGAACGACGAAAGCUCUGUCGGGAGUCUGACCGCCGAAUUGGACCAUUUGGAAAGCUGGUGGAAGGAAUUUAAAUCCCUACAAGAUGUGAUACUAGAUUCCUGUGUCGACGACAGCCAGCUGGACAAUGUCAUCAAAGAGCUAACGGAAGCUGACGCACGAAGGAACGCAAUUAAGGCAACCCUCAAACGGCUACUUCGAGAGGCCCAAAUUUCGAAUCAAGAGAAACCCAGUAUCACCAUUCAACGACUCAACGAACAGUGCCUUCUUUACCCGAAGUUCUACACCAUCGGAUCGACAGAAGCCUUUCAUCAAAACGCACCAACCAAGCAACCCUUGGAACCCACACCGCCGAAGCAUACGAACGCUCAACACGCAGCUAACAACGUUUGCCUUCGAAACCUCAACACAUCCAUCGACCACAAUCCAUCACUGAAGCGAUUUUCAACUGCAGCAACGAUUGAAAAUUAUUGCCUUCAGGAUGAGAACACAGCAAACUCCCACGUUUCAUCAUCAUUCAACCAAUCGCCACAAGAAGACAUCUCUCAAGAAGACAUCGUAAAACAACCUUCAUCACAAAUCGUCAUCAAGACACUGCAACCGUCGGGAAGUGAAGAUCAGCCACAGUUUUCGUCCCAAUCCCAUUCGAUCACUUACCACACAAGCAAGCAACAUUCAUCGGAAAUUCAAGCAACCAAACCCAUUCAUCAUACCAAGAACGUAGCUUCCAUCAAGAAGCUGAAUGAAAUCUCAAUCAACCAUCGACAACAAUCAUCGACACACUAUGAAGCAUGUAUACGUCUAUCUGCUAACGGAGAACAGAGCAGGAAAAACCAGUCAUCCAACAUGGCAGAACAUGGCAUCUCAUCACCAGCAAACGGAAUCAUUCAUCUGGAUGGGUCAUCCACCAACAUAGCCGUCUUCAGGUCACCGAAAUCGAUCGACAUCUUUUCUCCAUCACAUCGACAAUUUCCACCACUCAAGAAACAGCUUCAGCAAAUUCUCUUCAACACCACAUCAUAUCAGCAUAUCAUUCGUGCACGGUGGGCGGCACGAGUUACCAACCAUCUUCGUUACAACAUGCAAGUCUUCGCUUUCAUCUUCAUCCGAAGGAGAGUAUGGGAGGAAAGUCACCGUCAUCAACAAAGGAUUCCCUCCCAGCUAAACAAGUCAAGCCGAUUGCUCAAGGUGGGUAGAAUGGAGCUCAUCAGGAACCCACAUCACAUCGAUCAGCAUCAUAAGCCAAACCUCGUCAGCACGACAUCCUCACACCAAGUGAUUCGUCUAUGGUGGGCGGCAUGGAUUGUCUACUUUGGCUGCAACGCGCAAGUUGUUGGUAUCAUACGAAGGAGAGUAUGGGAUAAAGGUCAUUGUCAUCUACGAAGAAUCCCCAUCCAACCCCGCAACUCAACCCGAUCGCUCAAGUCAUCGAAGCGAUACUCCGACGUCAUCACAACAAUAUGCAUUUUGUCAUCAUCAAAACCAAGACCAAGAGCACGCAUCUUUUGCAAAUUAUCCCUAAUUUGGUGGGCGGAAUGUUGCGGCCAGCAGCAAGCCACCGGGGUGCUUCAUUCUAGCACCACACCAGCGGAUACAGCAUGCCUCAUGCUGCCAGCCGCACUUCAAAACACCACUAGAUUCCAUUUAAUACUUACCCUUUUGGUCAUACCUAGCUCCACAGCUGGAGCAUCAUAAAAUCAUGCCUGGAAAGAAGAAAACAUAGCAUUAAUCAAAUAAUUAACUCAUUACUUCAAACUACUUACCUUCGAUCAUUCUAGAUCUUCAACACAGAAUCAUUUGUUUAUUUACAUUCAUUGUUAUUGACAGUUCUAGAACAUUCAGCCAUACGUACACUUUACACAAUACAAAUCUUUAGUACUUGCAUUGACUUGCAUACAAUAAGCUUACGAAUUGAAUAGAAUUCUAGAAGGUUCUUAAAUGCAUAAUAGGGUAGAGCCGACUAUAAAUAGGACACGCCGAAACACAUGAAUUUUAGUCUUGAAAUAAACGUGAACUGGAAAG